Messenger RNA from Microplitis demolitor, 1966 nucleotides. Its product is annotated as mitochondrial glutamate carrier 1. Gene Ontology annotation, biological process: L-glutamate transmembrane transport; malate-aspartate shuttle; aspartate transmembrane transport. NCBI's taxonomy places the organism in Eukaryota, Metazoa, Arthropoda, Insecta, Hymenoptera, Braconidae. The record is from RefSeq and is a predicted model, not a curated record. The transcript has 7 exons. Gene Ontology annotation, molecular function: L-aspartate transmembrane transporter activity; L-glutamate transmembrane transporter activity. Bases 288 to 1223 code for a protein of 311 amino acids.
UGUGCGUUGAUAUUUUAGUGACGUUUAGUAAUAUAAUAUAAAAAAAAUAAAAAAAUAUAGAUAUAAGUUUGCAAAAUAUUUAAUAAAAGGUGUUUUAUAUAUUUACUGGUUAUCUUUUUGGUCAAGGAUUUAUUACGUAAAUUAAUUAUUAUUUUUUUAUAUAAUAUCUUAAUAUUAUGAUAAAUUAUUUUUGAAUACGUACAAUUUGUAAUUGCUGACAUAUCGAUUAGUUAUAUUUAUUUAAAUUAAAUACAGUAUUGAAAUUUCGAGGAUUGAAAUAAAAAAUAAUGGCUAAAGAACAAGUUAAAGCGGGACAACAAUUCAAAUUGGUACCGAAAAUAAUAAAUGGAGGGAUUGCUGGUAUUAUUGGAGUGUCGGUUGUAUUUCCACUGGAUUUGGUUAAAACGAGAUUGCAAAAUCAAGUUAUUGGUCCUGAUGGGCAAAAAAUGUAUUCUUCUAUGCUGGAUUGCUUCAAAAAAACAUAUCAUGCUGAAGGAUACUUUGGAAUGUACAAAGGAUCAGGAGUUAAUAUCCUUCUUAUAACUCCUGAGAAAGCUAUCAAGUUGACUGCUAAUGACAUGUUCAGACACUACUUAUCAACAGGACCUGGAGAGCCGUUGCCAUUGGUACGUGAAAUGAUUGCUGGUGGAUCUGCUGGUGCUUGUCAAAUAAUAAUAACAACUCCAAUGGAAUUAUUAAAAAUUCAAAUGCAAGAUGCUGGCAGAGUUGCUGCUGCUGCAAAAAGCGAAGGAAAAACAGUACCAAAAGUAUCAGCUCUGUCAUUAACACAAGCUUUAUUAAAGAAAAAAGGUAUUCUAGGACUCUAUCAAGGAACAGGUGCUACCGCUUUGAGAGAUGUUACAUUUUCAGUUAUUUAUUUUCCACUUUUCGCUCGAUUAAAUAGUCUUGGACCUAAGCGCGAAGAUGGAUCAUCCGUAUUUUGGUGCUCAUUCUUGUCUGGCUGCGCUGCUGGUUCAACUGCAGCAUUAUUAGUUAAUCCAUUCGAUGUUAUAAAAACUCGAUUGCAAGCUAUCAAUAAAGCUCCUGGUGAACCAACUUACAAUGGAGUUUUAGAUUGCAUAGGAAAAACUUUAAAGAAUGAAGGUCCGACAGCAUUCUUCAAAGGCGGUGCUUGUAGGAUGAUUGUAAUAGCCCCACUGUUUGGUAUCGCGCAAACAGUUUAUUACCUCGGUGUUGCGGAACGUCUUCUUGGUCUAAAUUAGACAAUAAUUAUCAAUAUAAAUACUGCCAUACUUAAAUGUAUUCUGCCUGUUACUCAGUGAUUGACAAUAAUAGAUAUUAAAAUGUUCUUCAAGAGAACUACCUAAGACAAUAUAGUUAUAUUAGUCAAAUUUUAAUUAAUUAUUAUUGUGAUAACAUUUGUUAUCUUAAAUGUAUAUUUUUUUGUCGCUUGAUAUUUUUUUAUACAGUCAUUGGUAUAUUUUAUAUUUUUUAGAGAUCUUUUAACUAGUCAAUUCUUCUAUUUUUUUUUUUUUUUUUUUUUUUUUUUGUUAAUUAUUAUCAUUAUAUUGUGCUUUUUUUUAAAUAUUAAUUCAUGAUAUUAAAGAAUAAUUUUAUUAGCUAAUUUUUGAUCCAUAGAAUUUUAAAUUAUACUUUAGUAGCGCGCACAAUAUAAUAUAUAUUUUAUGCAAUGUAAAUUCUUGAAGCUUUAUUUGAAUAUUGAUCCAAUUAAAGUAUUGAAAGUUUAAUAAAUACUACUGUUAAGUACGCAUAUCUUCCGUCAAUAAAAAUAAUAGUAUUGCUUAUUGUUGCUGUUACAACGUAUUUUAAAUAAACCAUGUCAAUUGUAUUAAUAAUAUAUAAAUAUACAUUAUAUAACAGUUCCAACGAUAUUUAAUGACUGUCGCCAAUAAAUAAAAUUACAAUAAUAUUUUAUUGAUGUUAUACUCUACCAUGCGAAUUGUAAUUGUGAUUAUACAUGAUAAUAAAAGUACAGAACAAAAAA